CAUUUCAAACCACUGAAGACUCCCGACGGGCCCCGCGGUACCGCACCACCACUCCCGACGGGCCCGGCGGCGCCUGACUACCACUGCCAACGGACCGCGCGGCGCAGGACUAGGAAGACGCUGGUGGCGGCGGCGGCCGCAGAACGGAACAAGGAACCCAUCCUGCGCGUGCUGCCUGUGCGCGGUGGCCGCGUGCUCGAGCUGGCCUCGGGCUCUGGCCAGCACACGGCCCACUUCGGGCGGGCCUUCCCCCACGCCGAGUGGCAGCCGAACCACGUGGAUCAGAGCUGCCUGGACAGCAUCCUGGCCACCACUCAGGCCCAGGGACUAUCCAACGUGAAGGCCCCGCUGUACCUGGACGUGAGGUGGGAUCGGGAGCAGUGGGGCGGGAUCCUGCCGCAAUCUCUGGAUCUGCUUCUCUGCAUCAACAUGAGCCACAUCAGCCCCCUGAGCUGCACCGAGGGGCUCUUCAGAGCAGCAGGGCACCUGCUCAAAGGCAAGGCGCUCCUCAUCACCUAUGGGCCCUGUGCCGUCAACGUGAAGAUUUCUCCCCAGAGUAACGUGGACUUUGACCUGACCGUCAGAUGCAGGAACCCAGAGUGGGGGCUGCGGGAUACAGCCCUUCUGGAGGACCUGGGCCAGGCCAGUGGGCUGCUCCUGGAGAGGAUGGUGGACAUGCCAGCCAACAACAAGUGCCUAAUUUUCCGGAAAGAGUAACCCCCUUCUCCGCCAUGCCUGUGUCCCUGGGACAAACCCAGACCACCAGGCCCUGCCAGACUAUGGGGACUGGCCCUCCCCACACUGGGGAUUCUUAGCCAGUGGCCACAGGGCUGCUGAGAGCCUGGGAAUAAAGUGUUUCCUGCUGUCCAAAAAAAAAAAAAAAAAAAACCCAAAACCACUGAAAACAUUCUAUAAUAGGAUUUAGCUUUAUCUUACCCCAUCCCCUAACCGUCAUUUCUCAUAUUCCCUAUGUAUCUGGAUUCCUAUUUUAGUUACAUCAAUAAGCAUAUUUACAUAUUAUGACAAAAAUACUGUUCGUGCAGGAGCAAAGUUGUGACAUGAAGUCUUUAUAAAGGAUAUUGUGCUAAGUUACUGCUUUGCUUCCCAUUUUCUUUGU
Messenger RNA from Balaenoptera musculus (blue whale), 1117 nucleotides. Its product is annotated as methyltransferase-like 26. Lineage: Eukaryota; Metazoa; Chordata; Mammalia; Artiodactyla; Balaenopteridae. The record is from RefSeq and is a predicted model, not a curated record.